GGUUGGCCACUGGUGGUGGGGGGCGCGUCUUGGACCCUGGAAAUUUUUUUGAGGGGCCGUGUCCGCUUCCCCUAAAACCUCCCCCAACGGCCUUUCGCCUGCCUGCGUGCUUUGCGCCCAUCGCUGCAUAACAUAGUUGCGGUUUUAUUUUGUGUUACCCCGGAUUUCUGGAAUUGUCGGGUCGUCAUCGUCGUCGUCGUCGUCGUCUUUGGGUGGGGUUGCUGUCUUCGUCCGUGUCAGUGCGUCAGUGUGUGUGUGCACGCGCCCGGGCCGGCACAGCUGUUUUUGGAGUCACUCACAGCAGAGAGAGAGGGAGAGAGAGGCACAGAGACCAUCGUCACCUGCUCAACUUUGGCAUCAUGGACCGUCUCUGAGGCGCCUCGGCGCAGACAACCACCAACAAGACCCUCCUCUCCCCGCGACUACUACCUAUCCACUCUCCUUCACUCUGACAGAGACACCCAUAUCUACCCACAAAAACACUCUUUACAAAGAACUGUUGCCUUGACGACAGACGACAUGGCUACGCCAUCCGACUUGCCCCAGAUGUGGGAGAAGCCCAGUUACGGCGCCCUCGUCGAUGCCCUCGCGGGCCUGGAGCUCGCGCCGCCGGUAUGGAGCCACGAUCGCCGCCGCGACGAUAUCCUCGCCGAGCAGGAGUCGCUCGCCACGCAACUCAAGGCCGAGACUUCUCGCUACCUCUCCUCCGUCAUCAAGAGCCCCCUGAACUGGCUCGCCCACGACGACGAGCGAGAGCACGUCUGGGAACUGGCCAGCCGGCGCAUGUCGGAGCGCUGCGGCCGCUCCGCCAUGGGCGACAUCACUCGGCGCUGGCCCUUUUCGCCCCGCGGCGACGCCCUUAACGGUAGCGAUGAGACUUCGUCCCCGAACCCGACCGCCCUGAUGGCCUCGUACGAGCCCUUUGAGCUUAUCAUCCGCGAGCCCGCGCUCACGGGGGACUCCCUCGGCUUCAAGACGUGGGGGUCCUCGUACGUCCUCGCCCAGCACUUGCCUCGCCUCGGUGCCACGUCCCUCUUCGGCUUCUUCGACGAGUCCCUGGGCCACUCGCCGCCGUCGGUUCUCGAGCUCGGGUCCGGCACCGGUCUGCUGGGCCUCGCUGCCGCGGCGCUGUGGAAGGUCCCCGUUGCGCUGAGCGACCUGCCCAACAUCGUACCCAACUUGAAGCACAACGCCGACGCCAACGCGGCCUUGGUGGAGGCCAGGGGAGGAUCUCUAGCGGUCGGUCCGCUGACGUGGGGAGGUGACGAGGAUGAGACUGACCAGGAGCUCUUUGGAACUCCUUUUCAGUUCAAGAUCGUCCUCGCCGCUGACCCUCUUUACGACGAUGAACACCCCACACUGCUGGCGUCCGCCAUCGGGCAGCACCUGGCGCUGGGGCCAGAGUCGCGCGCCGUCGUCAUGGUCCCGCAGCGGGACGCCACGACGGUGCGCCUACUCGCCGCCUUCAAGCAGGCCAUGCUUGACCUGGAGGCGCCACUAGCCUGCGACGAGGAGGACUUCCUGGCGGGCGAGGACGACUGGGAGGGUGCUGAGGAGGGCGGCGGCGUGCGCUGCUGGCUGGGCGUGUUUUCGAGGGGCGGCACGCCGAUGAGUCUUUGCUGACCUCCUGAUUUUUGCGUUUCUCGAUUUGACGAUUCGACGACCAGGACACAAGGGCGUAUUUGCAUUGUGAGCGGUGGCAAUAGAUGGUGCUAGACAUGACAACAUAGAGGGUUAGGAUAGACUAGCCUAUAGAGCGCAGCAAACUGCUUUUGUUCAGC
Molecule: messenger RNA, 1781 nt
Organism: Purpureocillium takamizusanense
Lineage: Eukaryota; Fungi; Ascomycota; Sordariomycetes; Hypocreales; Ophiocordycipitaceae
Gene: rrg1
Product: Protein-lysine N-methyltransferase rrg1
Exons: 2
Coding region: 520-1623 (367 amino acids)
Source: RefSeq, a predicted model, not a curated record